UCUUGGUUUUGUUUUUCAGAAAUGGAGGAACAAAAUGCUGGAUCUGGGACUGAAGACUUAUAAAGGAUUAUGGGAUUAUACAUUGAAGAGCCAGCAGGCGGAAUGCCUGAGUGACUGAAGAAAAUGGGUGCUAAUGCAUCUAACUACCCUCACUCAUGUUCCCCAAGGGUAGGGGGAAAUUCACAGGCACAACAGACAUUCAUAGGAACAUCAUCCUAUUCUCAUCAAGGUUAUGGCUGUGAAUCAAAGCUCUAUAGCCUUGACCAUGGCCAUGAGAAACCUCAAGACAAGAAAAAGAAAACCUCUGGCCUUGCCACCCUCAAAAAGAAAUUCAUUAAGCGUCGGAAAUCCAGCCGAUCUGCUGAUCAUGCCAAGCAGAUGAGAGAGCUCCUCUCAGGCUGGGAUGUCAGAGAUGUUAAUGCAUUAGUAGAAGAAUAUGAAGGGACAUCAGCCUUAAAGGAACUUUACCUACAAGCUAAUUUGGCAAGACCUGAAGCCAGGACGCUACAAAAAGACAUGGCUGAACUUUAUCAGUACAAAUAUUGCACCGAUGUAGACUUAAUAUUUCAAGAAACUUGUUUUCCUGUGCAUCGUGCAAUAUUAGCAGCAAGAUGUCCGUUUUUUAAGACACUGCUUUCUUCCUCACCAGAAUAUGGGGCAGAAAUAAUAAUGGACAUUAACACAGCUGGCAUAGAUAUGCCUAUGUUUUCAGCUUUGUUACACUACCUUUAUACAGGAGAGUUUGGCAUGGAGGAUUCAAGAUUCCAGAACGUUGAUAUUCUUGUGCAGCUUAGUGAAGAGUUUGGAACACCAAAUUCGUUAGAUGUUGACAUGCGUGCGCUGUUUGAUUACAUGUGCUAUUACGAUGUGGUUCUUAGCUUUUCCUCCAACUCUGACUUAGUUGAAACUUUUGGUGGAAGUCAGAACUGUCUAGAAGAAGAGCUCAGAGCUCACAAAGCUAUUAUUUCAUCACGAUCACCGUUUUUUCGUCACUUGCUGCAGAGGAGAAUACGGACUGGUGAAGAAAUCACAGACCGAACUCUACGAACUCCAACUAGAAUUAUAUUGGAUGAAUCUAUCAUACCAAAAAAAUAUGCUAAGGUCAUCUUGAACUGUAUGUAUACAGAUGUGGUGGACCUCUCAGUUUUGCACUCAAGCCCUUCAGUGGGCAGCUUAAGUGAAGUUCAGGCUCUUGUUGCAGGAAAACUUAACAUGACUAGGGCUGAAGAAGCUAUGGAGCUUUACCACAUAGCACUGUUCUUGGAGUUUAACAUGCUUGCACAAGGCUGUGAAGAUAUUAUUGCUGAGAGCAUCUCUCUAGACACCUUAAUUGCCAUUUUGAAGUGGAGUUCUCAGCCAUACGGUUCGAAGUGGGUUCAUCGUCAAGCACUGCAUUUCCUCUGUGAGGAAUUUACCCAGGUCAUGACUUCAGAUGUCUUCUAUGAACUAAGCAAGGACCACCUGCUUACAGCUAUUCAGUCUGACUAUUUACAGGCAAGUGAACAAGAUAUUCUAAAAUAUCUAAUUAAAUGGGGAGAACACCAGUUGAUGAAGAGAAUAGCAGACCGAGAGCCUAAUUUACUGAGUGGUACUGCUCACAGUGUGAACAAAAGAGGCGUGAAGAGGAGAGAUCUUGACAUUGAGGAACUGAGAGAGAUCCUGUCUCCACUUUUACCUUUUGUCCGCAUAGAGCACAUCUUACCCAUGAGUAGUGAAGUACUGAGUGAUGCAAUGAAGAGAGGCCUGAUUAGUACUCCUCCUUCAGACAUGCUACCAACAUCAGAAGGUGGAAAGUCAAAUGCCUGGCUGCGACAAAAAAAUGCUGGAAUAUAUGUGCGGCCGAGACUGUUCUCACCGUAUGUGGAGGAGGCUAAGAUCUUGAUGAAAUUCCACCGGAAACAAAGCAGCGUUCUGAGGGAAACCUCCCUGGUUUCCAGCCAGUUUGCCGGCCCAGCUCCUCGGCAGCCCACCUGGCAGGCGGAUGGCAAGUCAGUACUGGAUGAGAUGAUGGUGGAACAAACCGAUCUCGUUCGUUUGCGGAUGGUCCGAAUGUCCAAUGUGCCAGAUACCCUUUACAUGGUAAACAACGCGGUGCCGCAGUGCUGUCAUAUGAUUACCCACCAGCAAGUUAGUACUAACCAGUCCAGUCCUCCUUCAGUCAUAGCCAAUGAAAUCCCAGUUCCCAGUCUGCUUGUUGUGAAGGAGAUGAUCAAACGGCUGCAGGAGCUCCGUCACACUGAGCAGGUGCAGAGAGCGUACGCUCUCAAUUGUGGGGAGGGUGCCACAGUCAGUUAUGAGAUUCAGAUUCGUGUGCUGCGGGAAUUUGGACUUUCUGAUGCUGCUGCUGAACUUCUGCAGAAUCCUCACAAAUUCUUUCCUGAUGAGCGGUUUGGGGAUGAAAGCCCACUCCUGACUAUGAGACAGUCUGGACGAUGUCGCGUGAACAGUACUCCCACUGCAGAAACCCUGUUUACAGAACUGGACUCUUUUGUGGCCUUCCAUCCACCAUUGCCCCCUCCUCCACCUCCAUACCACCCACCAGCAACUCCUAUUCACAACCAGUUCAAAGUGGGCUGGAAACAAAGGGUGCCAAGUCAACAUCCCUCCCGGUCCUUUUCUUACCCAUGUAACCAUUCACUGUUCCACUCCCGAACAGCUCCCAAAGCUGCACCUCCUGUCUACUUGCCCAGUGUGAAAGCAGCCCCCCCCGAUUGCACUAACACUACGGGCCUGGGGAGACAAACUGUGGCUGCAGCAGCAGCAGUGAUGGCAGCCGAGAAGCAAGCAUGCACUCAGCCCUUGCUAAAUGAAUUGAUGCCAGAUAUUGCAAUGGGGGUGUCAGCCAUGUCUUUAAAAGACAGAAGACUGCCAGAGCUGACUGUCGAUACAGAGCUAAGCCAGACGGUUACAGAGGUAGGGCCUGGUCCACCCCAGCACAUUUCAUGUAUUCAGAGCAGACACAUGCCUACUUCUCGAAAGAAACAUGCAAUAGAGCAAAAAAUAGAUGCUCGAGAAAAUCAGCAGGAAUAUCCUGACUUCUAUGACUUCUCUAAUGCUGCAUGCAGACCUUCCACUCCAGCACCAACCAGGCACAGUCCUUUGCCUUCACAAGGCAUAUAUUAUGGCCCAGAUUUGUAUAGCCACAAUAAGGCAUCACCGAGUGGCUUAAAGCCAGCUUAUCUACCUUCCCAGAUAUCUCCUAAAAAGCAAGAGGAUUCUAGGAGGGAAUACCUGAUCUCCCAGGAUGGACAUCAACACAGACAAAAGAAUGAGCCAAUACACCUCGAUGUCUUAGAACAACCUCCCCAGCGACUGGACUUGGCGUUGGCUACCCAGGAAAAUGCUGGUAAUGGCCCAGUUCACAUCAGGGGAAGAACAAAAAUGGAAACUGACUUAACCUAUGGGCUAACCUCCAACAGACCUUCUCACUCUGCAUACACCUCUGAAAUGCAAGAAGAGAGAGCCAGUAGGAGAAUGGCAGAUGAUGAGCCUCUGGAACAUGGAACACAGAGAAGUGCGGAUUUGGAAAGGGAAGAUGCAGUGAGCAGAGGAAGGAGGUCUCCAAACAAACCAGACUUCUUGUAUAAAAAAUCUGCCCUAUGAAAGCAACCUCCACUAUUUCUCUGUGCCUAAGAGUUGUAAUCUUCCCAUUCUUUGCAACUUUUGGCCUGACUUCUGUCAGACAAAUUCAUUCAUGCCAGCAGAUAAAUUCACUUUCAUCCUUUUAUUUUGUACAUACAUUGCUUUACUACAGAUGGCAUGCUAUCAGAUUUAAUGCUGCUUCGGGUUUUAUUUUGUGGGAAACCAUUUUUUUCUUAGCAAAUUUAAUUAAGCCUUUAAAAGAAAAAAACUGGUACCUUUUUCUACAACCUGGUAGCCUUUUGCACCUGUACAUCUAUUUUAGUGUAUUAGUUUUGUACUAAUCUGUUAAACUUUAUUGUCACAUUUAAAGGACUGUAUUUUCAUACUUUUUGCAUUUUCCCUUUCACCUGCCACUUCCCUAUGUGCACUGAGCUGCACAUUAUGAAAUGUAUUUUCUUAUGAGAUAGCAACAAUGUGUUUAUUUUUAAUUAUAGGAAUUCCAAAGAACAGCACAUCAAAACACUACAUUUUUAGUUAAAUUUUUUUGUUUAGAUCUGAAAUCUU
Molecule: messenger RNA, 4146 nt
Organism: Meleagris gallopavo (turkey)
Lineage: Eukaryota; Metazoa; Chordata; Aves; Galliformes; Phasianidae
Source: RefSeq, a predicted model, not a curated record